Molecule: messenger RNA, 827 nt
Organism: Eruca vesicaria subsp. sativa (arugula)
Lineage: Eukaryota; Viridiplantae; Streptophyta; Magnoliopsida; Brassicales; Brassicaceae
Source: the annotation of a GenBank genome assembly
AACACAGUGAGGAGAGAGUAGUAGAGCCAUUCCGUACUGGAGAAGUGUUCUACAAAAGCUCUGAGAAGCCACAUGGAUAAUAACGAUGCUGAGUUCGAUACGAUAAUCAUGUUCGAACAAAUUCGCAAAGCAUCCGAGGCCACCUACUUGAAAAACCCUCUAGAUGCCGAUAACUUGACUAGAUGGGCAGGAGCACUACUGGAACUAGCUCAGUUUCAGAACGAUGAUCCAAAGCAAAUUGUUCAAGAGGCAAUCACUAAGCUUGAAGAGGCGUUGUUGAUUGAGCCAAAGAAACAUCCUGCGAUUUGGUGUCUUGGUAAUGCAUACACUACGCUUGCGUUUUUGACUCCUGAAGAGACUGAAGCUAAAUACAACUUUGACUUAGCCGCUCACUUCUUUCAACUUGCUGUUGAUGAGCAUCCGGAAAGUGAAACCUACCAGAAAUCACUUGAAAUGACAGCCAAGACUCCUCUACUGCACGCAGAGGUUCACAGACAAGGCUUUGGCCAACAGCCACUAGGUGGCGCCGGUCCAUCAGCAGCCUUAAGCUCAAAGGUAGUGAAAAACAGUGAGUUGAAGUAUGAUGUUAUGGGAUGGGUGAUACUAGCCAUUGGCGUUGUUGCUUGGGUUGGUUACGCCAAAGCUAGUGCGCCUAUCUCUCCUCUUCGAUAACUAGUGUUUUAAUCACUCAAAUAGGAGGUUAACUUUUUUUUUAUUUGAAAUUUUCAGUUUUAAGGUUUUCAAGUAGAUUUUUAUUUUGAAUUUAUUGGAAGACAUAACUAUGAACGAUAUUUUGAUUACCAUAAUAACACUUCUGAUGGCACGAC